Messenger RNA from Phoenix dactylifera (date palm), 2251 nucleotides. Its product is annotated as protein NRT1/ PTR FAMILY 2.13-like. Gene Ontology annotation, cellular component: membrane. Gene Ontology annotation, molecular function: transmembrane transporter activity. The record is from RefSeq and is a predicted model, not a curated record. Lineage: Eukaryota; Viridiplantae; Streptophyta; Magnoliopsida; Arecales; Arecaceae. Gene Ontology annotation, biological process: transmembrane transport.
CCCCUUUUCCUUGGGGCGUUUCAUUUCAUCUCCCACCAAUACCUCCCCCCCAUCUCUCUCUAAUAAACGAUGCUGCCUCCCAGUUUUAUACUCGACGACAAAUAAUAGAGCUCAGCCCGGGAUAAGAGUGAACUCGGAAACAUAGAUCAAGAUCCACGGGAGAGCGAGUGAGAGAGGAAAAGAAAGAAAGAUGAAGCAAUCCUCGUGGAGGUCCUCGAUCGACUGCUUCAAAUGCUCGCCCUCCACCCACAACGACGUGGUCGCGGCGGAUGGAGGAGAUAAUAUUCUUCAGGUGCUGGAAAAGAGGAAACCUGGUGGCUGGAAAUGCAUCCCCUACAUCAUCGGGAAUGAGACGUUCGAGAGGGUGGCCUCGUUCGGGCUGACGGCGAACUUCACGGUGUAUCUGGUGAGCAGGUACCACAUGAAGCAGGUGGCGGCCUCGAAUUUUGUGAACGUUUACGGUGGGGUGAUGAACUCGGCUCCGCUGCUGGGGGCCUUCAUCUCCGACGCCUACUGGGGCCGCUUCCGCACCCUCGCCUACGCCUCCCUCGUCUCCCUCUUGGGAAUGGUGGUGCUGACCCUCACGGCGGCGAUUCCCCAGCUCCGGCCACCGAGCUGCAGCCGGGCGGCCGAGCAGGCCGGGCAAUGCGUUGGCCCAACCAGGGCCCAACUCGGCGUCCUCGUCCUCUCCCUUGCCCUCAUGUCGAUAGGCUCAGGCGGGAUCCGGCCGUGCAGCCUGCCCUUCGGCGCGGACCAGUUCAACAAGACCACCGAGUCCGGCCGGCGUGGCCUGGCCAGCUACUUCAACUGGUACUACUGCACCUCCACCGCAGCCGUCAUGCUGGCGAUGACCGUAAUUGUCUACAUCCAGAGCAGCGUCAGCUGGUCCUUGGGCUUCAGCAUCCCGGCCGGGCUGAUGGUGAUUUCGAUAGUUCUGUUCUUCCUCGGGACGAGGCUCUACGUGUACGUGCCGGCGGAGGGCAGCGUGUUCUCCCGUAUCGCGCAGGUGUUCGUGGCGGCGUACAGGAAGAGGAAGCUGGGGCUGCCGGCGGCGGACGGUGUGGUGGAGCAGGAGAGGAUGCUGUACGACCCGCCUACGGCGAGCAAUAGGGUGACGAAACUUCCGCUCACGCUGCAGUUCAGUCUCUUGAACAAAGCUGCCAUCAUAUGCGAGGGCGAUAUGAAAGAAGACGGCUCCCCUGCGAACUUGUGGAGGCUAUGCAGCGUCCAACAGAUCGAAGAAGUCAAAUGCCUAAUCCGCAUCAUGCCUAUUUGGCCUGCCGGCCUUGCAUGUUUUGUGGCAAUGUCUCAGCAGACGACUUUCGUGGUUUUCCAGUGCUUAGCCAUGGAUCGCCACCUGGGCCCGGGCUUCGAAAUCCCCAGCGCCUCCGUCCCCAUCGUCGCCUUGCUCGCCCUGGCCCUGUUCAUUCCCAUCUACGACCAGAUCUUCGUUCCGGUAGCCAGAAGACUGUCCGGGAUGGAGAGCGGGAUCAGCCUUCUCCAGAGGCAGGGAGUAGGGAUAGUGAUAGCGGCCUCGUCGAUGGUGGUGGCGGGCUUGGUGGAACGCAUGCGGCGGGGUGCAGCUCUGGCCGACGGCGGCCUGUACGGGUCGUCGCCCCUGUCCGCCGCGUGGCUGGCGCCGCAGCUCGUUCUGAUGGGCGUCGCCGAGGCGUUCAACGGCGUGGGGCAGGUGGAGUUCUACAGCAGGCAAUUCCCGGAGCACAUGCAGACGAUAGCAUGCGCGUUCUUCUUCUGCAGCCUGGCCGGAGGGAGCUACCUUAGUGCCAUUCUCGUCGCUGCCGUCAGGAAUUAUACCAGCUGGUUGAAGGACGACAACAACGUCAAUGCCAAUAGACUCGACUACUUCUACUAUCUGAUAGCCGUCAUAGGUGUGGUUAAUACCCUCUAUUUUCUGGUGGCUGCCCGUUUCUACCGUUACAAGGGCGCCGUGGAAGUGGAACCGAAGGAAUUGAGCCGGGAAGGCGGCCCCGCUCAAGCAAACGUGAAUACGAUGGAGAGUAUAUGUUAGAAAGCCAUCCUAGUCGCCGUGGGAGGAGGAGGAUCCGAGGAUGGUAUAUAUCUAGGAAAGAGGCGGAUGGAUGAUUGUGUUUAGGGUUUUUGGGUCAUUACAUGAACUGCAGUGGGCUAGACCAUGGGCUUCUUGCAAGGACUAAACUAAAGCCACAUGAACCUUAAAGCUAUGUUAUUCCUGGAAGAACCCAGAGCUACCUAAUUUUGCCAAUCAAAAACG